Molecule: messenger RNA, 1783 nt
Organism: Cajanus cajan (pigeon pea)
Lineage: Eukaryota; Viridiplantae; Streptophyta; Magnoliopsida; Fabales; Fabaceae
Source: RefSeq, a predicted model, not a curated record
CCAAUUUUUCCACAAACAAGUUAAAAAGGGAGAGUCUCCUAGUAGAACAGACACCACUCUCUAUGUCAUUCGCCAAAACCUUGUUUUCUUCUGAAUUUCUAAGGAAUGUAUGGUAUGGUACCCUUUGGUGUUCUCUUCCUUAAUCUCUAGCCAGGUGCAAGUGAUUGCACACUUUGUUCAUCAAUCACCCAAAAAUUCAAGAAAGACCCGUUUUUGGGUCCAUGGAAGAAGAGCAAGAGAUUCAGCAUCAUAGGGAAAAGGAAAAUCAAGGGUCUCUGGCUUCUGGGGACAACAAUGAGCAUCGUUCUUUCAUGUGCCAAAUCUGCAACAAAGGAUUCAGCUCAGGUAAAGCUCUUGGUGGACACUUGAGAAUACACAACGUCUCUAGGAAGCAAUUGAGUAGAGCCAACCAAGGUGUUACAAAACCCAAAACCAAGAACAAAUGGGUGUUGGUGAGUGGCAACAACCCCACUUGUGCCCUUUGUGGGAAGAGUUUCUGUUCCAUGAAGUCCUUGUUUGGGCACAUGAGAUCUCACCCUGAGAAAUUGAGGAGGGGGAUUCAAAGCAUCAUUCAUAACAAUGGUGCGUCCUCCAAUUCCACAUGUUCCUCGACCCUCUCUGAUGACUCUGCUGUUGAUCUUUCUCAAACCCUCAGUGGUUGGUCUAAGACUGCCAAGAGAGGCCGCAAAAGCCCCUCUUCUAGCAAUGCAAAUUCUGGGUUAGAAGAUGAUGGGAUUGAAGAGCGUAUGCAAGAGGCUGUGUAUGAGCUCAUGUUGCUGGCGAGUGGGGAUCCUAAGAGGGAGGAAGAGCUUCAUGGUGAUCAGAUUCAAGAGAAGCCAUUGAACUGUGAAAAGGGGUUGCUGUUGUUAAAGCCAGAUUUUGGGAAUUCUGGUGUCAAGAAGAUAUAUAGAAAGAAAGGGGCAAAGAAAAUGAAAUCAAUAGAAUUAGAAGCAGCUGAGGAGGAGAACAAGCUGGUUAGAAGCGGAUUAUGCAACACCACUUUCUCAAGUCACCAAGCUUUGGAGGGUCAUCUAUGCAGUCAUGAAAAUUCUAAGAACAUCGAAGUUAUGGAGGAGUCCGAAUCUGUGUCUGCCACAGGGGACAGAACAACCAUGCAAGGGAAUGAAACAGGAACUGUUCUUGGGGGCUGUGCUGUGGAAGCCAUGAGAGGGUAUCAAUGUAAAAUUUUCAACAAGACUUUUUCAAUUGGUCCAGCAUUUGGGGACCACAAGGGAUCUCAUUGGACAGGCAUGGCAGAAGCUCAGUCAGCUCAAGAAACUUCUUCACUUGUGGAAAAUGGACAGAAUUGUUCCAAGGUUUUGGCUUUUGAUCUUAAUCAGCCUCCAGCUAUUUUGGAUGAGGAAGACGGUGUUCAAUCAGACUUAUUUGUCUCUGUCAAUAUUAUGGCAUCAUCCAGUUAUAAUUCUUCCUUCUAAAACCCUUACUAAUUAGUGAAUUCAAAUUUGGUCUUUGAUGAUUAUAGGGCAUGGAUGCUGUUAGCAAAGAUCAGUACUCUUUAGAAAUAGUUUUACUUUCUAAUUGUUCAGUUGAAUUUGUCUUUGGUUUUAGCUUCCUGUGGUGAGACACCAUGAUAGAUGAGGAACCAUCAUAGUUGUUUCCUAUGUUUUGUGUAGGGUCAUGCACUCUUGUCUUUUCUGUAUUUUCUUUCUCAAUGUGAAGCAUGAUGUGUCCAACCAGCUUGCUGGGGAGGAAAGAUCCGAAAGGGCAUUGUGGAGCUUUCAUUGGGAUAUAAAUGUUUCCUUUUUCUACUUAAAUGCAAUUG